GGAAAAUGCGGCAUGAGAUUAAAAGCUUCAUUGAGGAACCAAAGUAUUGGCUGGAUGUUAUCUCUGUCUGGAGAAACCUUCAUGGGAGUGAGGGGAAAAAAGAAGAUGUCUCUCGAGAAAACCCAUCGCUUCUGAAGAGAAAAUCAGAAGAAGAGACAAACAUUGCAACUAAAAGGCAGAAAACAGAACAAGUGAGAGAGACUGUGUCUGAGGAAUGUCAGGUGAAAGCUGGAGAGAGGUGUGUGGUACCAGAGAGGAAGAGCGAUGAGGACUGCUGGACUGAAAGUAAGACUUCCUUAAAAGACCCUUCCAAAAGCAGUGGAGAGAAACCUAUUGCGAAUGAGCAGCUUAGCUUCAGUUUCAGAGUUUCUUGUUGUUGUAGUGGAGUGAUUGCCAAAAUACUUCCUUCACAGAUCAGAAGAGCCAUUGGCAUAGCGCUCAUGAAGCAUUGUGGGUGGCGGGCUGGUGCCUUUGUGCUGGAUCCCAUGUGUGGGCUAGGAACGAUACUGCUGGAAGCUGCCAAAGAGUGGCCAGAAGCCUGUUACUGGGGUGCUGAUAUGAGUGAUUCACAGUUAGAGGGUGCAGAUGUGAAUAUUAGGACUGCAGGCUUGAUGGAUAAAAUUGAGUUACUUAAAGCUUCUCUGAAAGCAUUGCCAUUGCCUUCAGAAAGCUUUGACACUGUGAUUUCGGAUAUUCCAUUUGGGAAGAAGUUCAAGAUCACAAAAGACAUACAGCUUCUACCAGAUACUCUCCAGGAAAUGGAGAGAGUACUUCAUGUUGGAGGCACUAUUGUAUUGCUGCUGAGCCAAGAUCUCCAUAAGCGCAUGGGUGGCAUUACCAAAUGUGCUGAAAAUUAGUUUCGUAAUGCCAUUUCUGAUGGUGCAAGUGAAACUACCACUGCAAAAGCCCUAAAUAUUGAUGGGAAUUCUUCCUGCUUGGUGAAUGGUGCUGAAGAAUCCUUUCUCAGCAGCAGACACAUACAUUUUGGGUCUCUGAUGCCAGAUGGCGUCUAUGGAGUUAGUCUUGGAAAGACAGGUACUUUCAUAUACAAAUACAGGAAGAUCUCUACUGCUGGGAAUCAGCAGGUUUCUUGCACAGUGCCGAAGUGA
Messenger RNA from Fulmarus glacialis (Northern fulmar), 1109 nucleotides. RefSeq names its product THUMP domain containing 2 (gene THUMPD2). NCBI's taxonomy places the organism in Eukaryota, Metazoa, Chordata, Aves, Procellariiformes, Procellariidae. The record is from RefSeq and is a predicted model, not a curated record. Gene Ontology annotation, biological process: tRNA methylation. Gene Ontology annotation, molecular function: tRNA (guanine) methyltransferase activity.